Colletotrichum truncatum is the source of this 1191-nucleotide messenger RNA. RefSeq lists its product as uncharacterized. NCBI's taxonomy places the organism in Eukaryota, Fungi, Ascomycota, Sordariomycetes, Glomerellales, Glomerellaceae. The record is from RefSeq and is a predicted model, not a curated record.
AUGGCUGACGCCGCAGACCUGCAGCCGAUCACUACGGUUAUCGUCCCGAUUGCACCAACUGCCGAAGCCGUGCAGGUCGUUUAUACCAACAUCAUUCUAGUCGUGUUGGUAUCAAUGUGGACGGGAUUGCGUCUAUACUCGCGACACAUGCGCCGAGUGCCCUUCGGAGUCGAUGAUUACCUGUACAUGGUUUCACUGAUCCUUUUUUAUGCAUUUGUGGUUAUUCAAUUUAUGAUGCAAUUUCUUGGCGGAGCCGGUCACCAUGUUGUCCUGCUUCAACCCUGGCAUAUUGAGAAGCUUAUGAAGUUUGGCUACGCCAGCCAAGUCGUGUAUGCCCUUUCUCUCGGUUCACUCAAGAUUAGCAUUUGCUGGAUGCUUCAGCGUAUCUUCUUUGUCAAGCCAUUCAAGAUCGCAGCUUGGGCCACAAUGGGGCUGUCUACCGCAUGGAUGCUCAUGACAAUCCUCAUAGGUUUGCUCAUCUGUAGGCCGAUUGCAAUGCAGUGGGAUCCCACAAUCCCUGGCGGUGUUUGCGGAGACCAAGUCACAGCUUUUGCAGCUGUUGGUGUAGUUGACCUCAUUGUUGAUGUCAUUAUUUUUGCAUUGCCCAUCCCCAUGGUGUUGAAGCUGCAAAUUUCCAAAGCACACAGAGUUGCACUGAUGAGCAUAUUCGGCGCCGGAAUUCUGACUAUUGUAUUUGGCUCCCUCCGCCUUGCCUCCAUCUUCGCUGUCGACUUCCUCGACUUCUCCUUCACUUCCCCUACCGCCAUGAUAUGGGCAUCAGCUGAAAUCGGCGUCGCAUUGAUGGUUUCAUCCUCUCCCGUUCUCCGCCCCGUCUUUGACCGAAUUUUCGGUCGAUUUAUCAGCACCCUACGAUCGAGCGCCGGCCGCACCGACCCGAACUCGAAGUAUUACAAUGGAGGCAGGUCUGGGGUAACGGGUCCUCGAACCUUGAUUUCAGCUGCAAGACAUCCUUCGCGCGAUCCAGAAGGGUUCAUAGCUAUGAGUGACUCGGAUGAAAAUUUCGAGAUGAACAAGAUGGAAGAUAAGGGAAGUCAGCAUCCUGGAAGAAAAAAGAGUGAGCGGAAACACUCGGGAUAUUUUCAUGGCGGCUCGGAGGGUCAUGUCACUCGGGAUGCCGCAUCAACAGAUAAGAUCUUCGUACGGACAGAUAUUGUUCAACAGACUUCUUAA